Verticillium nonalfalfae is the source of this 798-nucleotide messenger RNA. RefSeq lists its product as uncharacterized. The coding region runs from base 1 to 798 and encodes 265 amino acids. Lineage: Eukaryota; Fungi; Ascomycota; Sordariomycetes; Glomerellales; Plectosphaerellaceae. The transcript has a single exon. The record is from RefSeq and is a predicted model, not a curated record.
AUGGCUUCCAUCGAACACUGUCUCUAUUGCUUCGAGGCCCUCGCUUCGCACCUCGAGCGCCGCAAGGGCCGCUCCCUCCACGAGAUCCAGCAGUCCUGGGCCGAGUACGCCAAGUCGCAGCCCGAGACGGGCGGCAAGAAGCAGAUGCCCGCCCUCCAGCGCCUGACCGAGCCGUCAAGCGACGCCGGCUCCGCCUCGUCCGGCUCCUCGAGCAGCGCGUCCCUGUCCGCCGACACGCCGGCCACGUCGACGGCCUCGCUGCCGUCCCUCGUGACCGAGUCGCCGCUCUUCGUGACCUGGAACACCGUCGCCGGCGGGCCGUCGCGCCACCGCUCGCUGCGCGGCUGCAUCGGCACCUUUGAGGCGCAGGACCUCGACGCCGGCCUGUCCGAGUACGCCCUGACGUCGGCGCUGCACGACACGCGGUUCCCGCCCGUGGCCGCGUCCGAGCUGCCGACGCUCGAGGUCGCCGUGACGCUGCUGACCGACUUUGAGGACUGCGAGGGGGCCAUGGACUGGACGCUCGGCGUGCACGGGCUGCGCAUCAGCUUCGCGGCCAAGGGGCGCCGCUACGGCGCCACCUACCUGCCCGACGUCGCCGUCGAGCAGGAGUGGACCAAGGAGGAGACGCUCGUGAGCCUGAUGCGCAAGGCCGGCUGGACGGGCCGCAAGGACACCUGGCAGGACGUCGAGCUCAAGGUCGUGCGGUACCAGGGCAAGAAGGAGAGUCUCGAGUAUGAAGAGUACAAGAAGUGGCAUGACUUUGCAUCGCGGAGCAAGAAGACGAGGACCGGCUAG